Paralichthys olivaceus (Japanese flounder) is the source of this 1373-nucleotide messenger RNA. It is a transcript of the gene bcas2, whose product is annotated as BCAS2 pre-mRNA processing factor. Gene Ontology annotation, biological process: mRNA processing. Gene Ontology annotation, cellular component: precatalytic spliceosome; Prp19 complex; catalytic step 2 spliceosome. The record is from RefSeq and is a predicted model, not a curated record. NCBI's taxonomy places the organism in Eukaryota, Metazoa, Chordata, Actinopteri, Pleuronectiformes, Paralichthyidae.
UGAAAUCCCUACAGUUGUUAGUGAGCUGUUCCGGGAAGUGUCUCAACCUAGAGAGACGUUUUCUAAGUUCAAUAAACUCUACAAUAAAGACCAGUUGAAAAUGGCCGGGACGGCUUCAGUCGCUGGUGAAGUGUUCGUCGAUGCUUUGCCAUAUUUUGACCAAGGUUACGAUGCAGCAGGUGUCCGGGAAGCGGCUGCAGCGUUGGUUGAGGAGGAGACCAGGAGAUACCGACCUACCAAGAACUACCUGAGCUACCUGUCCACCCCUGACUUCUCUACUUUUGAGACAGAAAUCAUGAGGAAUGAAUUUGAGCGACUUGCGGCUCGACAGCCCAUGGAUCUCCUGAGCAUGAAGAGAUAUGAGCUGCCUGCGCCCUCCGCAGGACAGAAGAAUGACAUAACAGCGUGGCAGGAGUGUGUCAACAACUCGAUGGCUCAGCUUGAGCACCAGGCAGUCCGCAUUGAGAACCUGGAGCUCAUGUCACAAUAUGGAACCAACGCAUGGAAAGUCUACAAUGAUAACCUGGCCUUCAUGAUUGAGAUGGCACAAAAGGAACUUCAGAAAUUCAGGAAGCAAAUUCAGGACAUGAACUGGCAGCGUAAGAACGAUCAGUUGGCAGGAGGAGCCAAACUGCGAGAGCUCGAGUCCAACUGGGUGUCUCUGGUCAGCAAGAACUACGAGAUCGAGCGGGCCAUCAUCCAGCUGGAGAACGAAGUCACUCAGCUCAGACAACAGCAGGGGGAUGAGAAUAAGGAGAACAUCCGACAGGACUUCUAGAGUGGCUGUAGCAGCUUUCACCUCCGUCAGUCGCACAGAUUCCCUCUGGUUUUAUGAGGCUCACUGGACUGAGAAGCCAGAGGAGGGAGCGUUACCUGUCCGGAGGAGAUCGAAUGUGAAACCUCACCAUCUAAUAACAUUCAGAAGGAUCUGCCCAGAAACUUAAGUGACAACACACAUUUUACAGACCUCACACUUUGUAUUCCACUUUAAAAACAGUGGUGAAAUAUGGUAUCAUGCAGCUUCACAGAUGUUUAAAGGGAGACUAUGUACAAUCAACACAUUGACCCCCAAUAAAAAACGUUUCUCACGUCACUACACUCUGGUUUUGCUGCUACAGUACAGCCAGUAGCUUAUCGUGGCUAAUGUUAGCGAACUGUAACUUGCAGGAUUUGUCAUUCUUUUCUUUGUGUGUUACUGUUAUGUGUGUCACGUUAAGUGAAAGUUACAUAGUCUCUCUUUAAAAUGUAAUUUAUACAAACAUGCAGGUUUCAUAUAUUGUACAUAGUUUCUGAAUCAAAUCUCCGUGAGCCCCACCUUGACUUCAAUUUAUGUAUUUUUUUAUGCUGUUUAAUAAAGUGAACAUUUCUUAAUA